This is a messenger RNA of Capsicum annuum, 426 nucleotides long. RefSeq lists its product as uncharacterized. The record is from RefSeq and is a predicted model, not a curated record. The transcript has a single exon. Bases 1 to 426 code for a protein of 141 amino acids. NCBI's taxonomy places the organism in Eukaryota, Viridiplantae, Streptophyta, Magnoliopsida, Solanales, Solanaceae.
AUGCUAGGUCGCUCGACUACUGAGGCCAUUCACCUCGUAAGGAGACUAGUGGAGCAAUUUUGGGAGAGGAAGAAGGACUUGCAUAUGGUGUUGAUUGAUCUUGAGAAGACGUAUGACAGAGUUUCUAGGGAGAUCCUGUGGAGGUGCUUGGUGGCUAGAGGGGUUCUUGUGGCGUACACUAGGUUCAUUCAGGACACGUAUGAUGGAUCCAAGACUCAUGUGACGGUAGGUGAAGAUUUGGAGCACUUUUCAAUUUUGACAGGGUUGCACCAGGGAUCGACUCUUAGCUUUUUUUUAUUUACCUUGCUGAUGGAUGUUUCGAUGCAACGUAUUCAAGAGGAGGUGCCUUGGUAUAUGUUAUUUGCGGAUGAUGUAGUACUGAUUGACGACAAUCGGGGAGGAGUUAAUGAUAAGUUGGAGAUUUAA